Nerophis ophidion (straightnose pipefish) is the source of this 6202-nucleotide messenger RNA. It is a transcript of the gene syt3, whose product is annotated as synaptotagmin III. Gene Ontology annotation, biological process: regulation of calcium ion-dependent exocytosis; calcium-ion regulated exocytosis; cellular response to calcium ion. Lineage: Eukaryota; Metazoa; Chordata; Actinopteri; Syngnathiformes; Syngnathidae. Gene Ontology annotation, cellular component: membrane. The record is from RefSeq and is a predicted model, not a curated record. The transcript has 13 exons. Gene Ontology annotation, molecular function: SNARE binding; calcium ion binding; phosphatidylserine binding. Bases 606 to 2297 code for a protein of 563 amino acids.
AAGGAAAUAGGGAAGGGAGUGAGGCAGCUGCGAUCGAGAGAGCACACAAGGAGGGCAGAAACAUUAGCGGAGACAGUAAACGGGAUCGGGCCGCCAUCAUUUGUGUCUCCGUGUGCGCGCCACACCGCAUCUCUAUGGAGGCAGAGGCGCGUGCGUGAGGAGGAGAGGGGGGUUGGGAAGUAGAGGGGGGCGCGCGGGAUGCUUCUUUAUUUCUUCUAGGACGUCUCGGACGGGGAGAGCAGAACCGGAACCAGGACCUUGCCAAGCGGGGAGGAUUUCUGCUCGUCGUCCGAGGUGAUGUCAGCAAGCUCGCCAAGAGUCCGUCCAGGAAGUUCAUGCUGAUUGGUGGCAGACUGGCGCUGAAGCCUGGAGGACUAAACCGAGCUGCUUUGUGUGCUCUUUAGCAACACAAGCAGAUGCUAAAGGAUAAGUGAGUCGGGCGUGUCCCUCUGUCCUUCAUGGGCCCGUCCUUCCGGUGCACGUGAUCCGGGCCCCGAGACUUCAAAAGCCAACAAAGCCUCUUUGCUCAACUUCCUGAGGACGGUGCGGCGAGGGCUGCGCUGCGAUUGGCCGAGUGCGGGCGAGAGUGCCAUGCGGAUUGGAGGAUGUCGGGCGACUGGGAUGAAGACCUGUGCAAGAAGGCGCUGAUGUUGGUGGAGGAGCUCUGCCUCAACUCUCCGCGCGGGUACAGCCAGAGCGAACUGUGCCAGGAGUUCAACGACCUGCUGAGAGGACGCAACCGACAGCUGGACGCAGAGAUCAACGUCAGUCUGCUGUCCGUCAUCGUCACCUUCUGCGGCAUCGUCCUCCUCUCUGUGUCCCUCUUCGUCUCCUGGAAGCUCUGCUGGUUGCCAUGGCGAGACAAGGAGGGCGGCGGCCUGAGCCUGACCUCGGGCUUGCUCCCCGGGAGCGCUGGCGUGGGGGGUCUGGGCGGCACCGGAGGCUCGUCCUUCUUGCCCCCGCUGCUGCAGAGGAAGGAGGGCCACUCGUCCUCCUCUCUUUACCCGUCCCUCGGCCAGCAGGGGCAGCAUCACCCCCACUUCUCUGACCUGGUGGGGCUGGAGAGGGGCGAGGUUGGGGGCGUGGUCGGGGGCCCGAAUGAGACGCAGGAGCACUCGUACCUGGACAUGGACUCGUACCCCAACAAUGCUGGAACCCUGAAGUUGAGCCAAACGUCUCCAGACGUCCCCAACUCGGAAGGGGGUGCGCACCCCCAAAAAGACCUGCCCAACGCCGUCUCUCAGCAGCAGGUCACCUCCAGGCCCAAGCCCAUGACUCAUCAGCUCUCCAGCCCCGACUUCCACGGCGAGGAGAAGGAGCAGGUGACCAGCAUCGGGCAGAUCAAACCGGAGCUGUACCGGCCCAAAGGCGACCAGGGCGACGGCAAGCAGGGCGACAACUGCGGCAAGAUCAGCUUCCUGCUGCGCUACGCCUUCAACACGGAGCAGCUGGUGGUGAAGAUUCUCAAAGCGUUGGAUCUUCCCGCCAAGGACGCCAACGGCUUCUCCGACCCUUACGUGAAGAUCUACCUGCUGCCCGACAGGAAGAAGAAAUUCCAGACCAAGGUCCACAGAAAGACGCUAAACCCGGUGUUCAACGAGACCUUCCAGUUCGGCGUACCGCUGAACGAGCUACAUUCCAGGAAGCUGCACUUCUCCGUGUACGACUUCGACCGCUUCUCCAGGCACGACCUGAUCGGUCAGGUGGUCGUGGACAACCUGCUGGACUUUAGCGAGGGCAGCGGGGACAAGCCGGUCUGGAGGGACAUCGUGGAGGGCACGGUGGAGAAAGCCGACCUCGGGGAGCUCAACUUCUCUCUCUGCUACCUGCCAACCGCCGGAAGACUCACAGCCACUGUCAUCAAGGCCACCAACCUGAAAGCCAUGGACCUGACUGGGUUCUCAGACCCCUAUGUGAAGGCCUCGCUGAUCUGCGACGGGCGCCGGCUGAAGAAGAGGAAGACGUCCAUCAAGAAGAACACCCUGAAUCCCACCUACAAUGAGGCGCUGGUCUUUGACAUUCCCAACGAGAACAUAGAGAGCGUGUCCAUCAUCAUUGCCGUCAUGGACUACGACUGCAUCGGUCAUAACGAGGUGAUAGGCAUGUGCCGCGUGGGCAGCGAUGCUGACGGUCCAGGGAGGGACCACUGGACCGCUAUGUUGGCUAAUCCACGCAAGCCAAUAGAGCACUGGCAUCAGCUGGUCGAGGAAAAAGCAAUCGGUACGUUUGUGUCAAAGAGCGAAGCGUCCCCUUCCGCCAAGCCGCAUAUCGUGGUGGACAGUCCUCACUCCGAUUAAAGCUGUCGAGUCUCCACCUGUGGACUUUUCCUUUUUCUCCUCUCAUCUGUGAAUAAAUCUUUCCAUCAAAGAGAGACUCACAGACAAAACAACACCCUCGUCACGUCACAUUUCAAGCCGUAGCUGCUACAAACACACUCACUUUGCUGUACGUGCGUAGUUGACGUGUAGUAUUUGGUAGGAGGAGUGUGAUGUGAGACACUGUCCAACCGUGAGGACGGAACAAAAGAAAGCCAUCGUCCAAGUGGGGACCGACGCUUCACGCUCUCGUCAGAGAAGAAGAUGUGCAUAUUUUUCUUUGGUGUACAGCCAGAGCCGUGCUGUAUCCCCCGCGUAGUACUUAGCGGGACCACUUGUCCAGGUGGACUGUGGACGUCGUCCCCCCAGGCUUAUUAAUCCGCCGGAGUGAAGGACGCGUGCGGCGGUCUUUAUUGAUGUCAAGUGCGGACAGACUGACUUCAGCCCGAGCAUGUUACUUUGAAACGUGUCCGUCUUCCUCACGCUUCCUGUGCCCGUCCCUAUGUUUGUGCCAUUUUGUAUCAUCCGGGAUGAGAGACUCUUCCGAGGAUCCCCAAAGAACAUGUUUGGUUUCCCCUAUCAUGCUUUAGGACAAUGUCUCCACGACGCCACUGAAGCAGGACGCACACGUCUGUGUUGCUUUGAUCCGUGAGUUGUGUGUUUUUGUAUUUGUGUGUGUAUGUGUGUGUGUGUAUGUGUGUGUCUUGGUGACUUUGUGUGUUUCUGUGCUCAUCACUCCCUCUCCCACUUUUCUCGCCUGAACCUUCCACCCAUCUCGGAGAACUGAUGUGCAUUACCGCUGAUAUCGGCGAUAUCGAUUCGAUGUUGUUACUUUGUGCAAAUGCCGUAUUUUUCCGACAUAGAGCGCCCCCACUCCAAUAUAAUCCACUUUAUUUAUAUAGCUCAUUUAAAAAAAAAAAAAAGCUUCACCAAGUGCUGCAACGAAGUUGAGACAUACAGUACAGGCCAAAAGUUUGGACACACCUUUUCAUUUCAAUGCGUUUUCUUUAUUUUCAUGACUAUUUACACUGUAAAUUGUCACUGAAGGCAUCAAAGCUAUGACACCUGUGAAGUGAAAACCCUUUCAGAUAAAUUCCUUUUCAAUCAAUCAAUGUUUAUUUAUAUAGCCCUAAAUCAUAAAUGUCUCAAAGGACUGUACAGACCACUACGACUACGACAUCCUCGGAAGAACCCACAUAAGGGCAAGGAAAACUCACACCCAGUGGGACACCAGUGACAAUGAUGACUAUGAGAACCUUGGAGAGGACCUCAAAUGUGGGCAACCCCCCCCUCUAGGGGACUGAAAGCAAUGGAUGUCGAGCUGGUCUAACAUGAUACUGUGAAAGUUCAAUCCAUAGUGGCUCCAACACAGCCGCGAGAGUUCAGUUCAAAGUGGAUCCAAGACAGUAGCGAGAGUCCCGUCCACAGGAAACCAUCCCAAGCGGAGUCGGCUCAGCAUCGUAGAGAUGUCCCCAACCGAUACACAGGCGAGCGGUCCAUCCUGGGUGCCGACGAGCGGUCCAUCCUGGGUCCCGACUCUGGACAGCCAGUACUUCAUCCAUGGUCAUCGGACCGGACCCCCUCCACAAGGGAGGGGGGGACAGAGGAGAAAAAGAAAAGAAGCGGCAGAUCAACUGGUCUAAAAAGGAGGUCUAUUUAAAGACUGGAUUAUACAAAUGAGUUUUAAGGUGAGACUUAAAUACUUCUACUGAGGUAGCAUCUCGAACUGUUACCGGGAGGGCAUUCCAGAGUACUGGAGCCCGAACGGAAAACGCUCUAUAGCCCGCAGACUUUUUUGGGGCUUUAGGAAUCACUAAUAAGCCGGAGUCUUUUGAACGCAGAUUUCUUGCCGGGACAUAUGGUACAAUACAAUCGGCAAGAUAGGAUGGAGCUAGACCGUGUAGUAUUUUAUACGUAAGUAGUAAAACCUUAAAGUCACAUCUUAAGUGCACAGGAAGCCAGUGCAGGUGAGCCAGUACAGGCGUAAUGUGAUCAAACGUUCUUGUUCUUGUCAAAAGUCUAGCAGCCACAUUUUGUACCAACUUUAAUCGUUUAAUGCUAGACAUGGGCGGACCCGAAAAUAAUACCUUACAGUAAUCGAGACGAGACGUAACAAACGCAUGGAUAAGGAUCUCAGCGUCCUUAGUGGACAAAAUGGAGCGAAUUUUAGCGAUAUUACGGAGAUGAAAGAAGGCCGUUUUAGUAACGCUUUUAAUGUGUGGCUCAAAGGAGAGAGUUGGGUCGAAGAUAAUACCCAGAUUCUUUACCGAGUCACCUUGUUUAAGUAUUUGGUUGUCAAAUGUUACAGUUGUAUUAUUAAAUAGAGGUCGGUGUCUAGCAGGACCGAUAAUCAGCAUUUCCGUUUCUUUGGCGUUGAGUUGCAAAAAAUUAGCAGACAUCCAUUGUUUAAUUUCAUUAAGACACGCCUCCAGCUGACUACAAUCUGGCGUGUUGGUCAGCUUUAGGGGCAUGUAGAGUUGGGUGUCAUCAGCAUAACAGUGAAAGCUAACACCGUAUUGGCGUAUGAUGUCACCUAGCGGCAGCAUGUAGAUGCUGAAGAGUGCAGGGCCAAGGACCGAACCCUGGGGAACUCCACACGUUACCUUAACAUAGUCCAAGGUCACACUGUUAGGGGAGACGCACUGCACCCUGUCAGUAAGAUAAGAGUUAAACCAAGACAAGGCUAAGUCUGACAUACCAAUAUGUGUUUUGAUACGCUCUAAUAAAAUAUUAUGAACGACGGUAUCGAAAGCAGCACUAAGAUCGAGGAGCAGCAACAUAGAUGACGCAUCAGAAUCCAUCGUUAGCAAUAGAUCAUUAGUCAUUUUUGCGAGGGCUUUUGAAGCUCAUCGAGAGAAUGCCAAGAGUGUGCAAAAUACAGCAAAGAAUGGCUAUUUUGAAGAAACUAGAAUAUAAAACAUGUUUUUAGUUAUUUCACCUUUUUUUGUAGAGUAAAUACAUGUGUUCAUUCAUAGUUUUGAUUGCUUCAGUGACAAUCUAUAAUGUAAAUAGUCAUGAAAAUAAAGAAAACGCAUUGAAUAAAGUGUGUCCAAACUUUUGGCCUGUACUUUACACACUAGAAGAGUCAAUAAUAUAAAACAUUUAAUUAUAAGAAAAAUAAAUACAUAAAAGAAAAGAAAAUAAACUCUCAUGCUGGUUUAAAAGCCAAAGACUAAAAAUAUGUGUUAAGCUGUUAUUUAUAACUAAUUAAAGAGGGAGCCGUCCGAAUAGCAAGAGGGAUCUACUGUAUAUAAGCCGCAGAUAUGAAAUGAGUGAUUUACACAGGAAGAUUUUCUAAAUGUCUAUUUACACACCUUAAUUGUUUCCAAAUGGCGUCUGUAACACAGCAGUAAAACGGGUGUUCAAACAAAAUAGAAGUCAUCGUCAUGGACCCACUAGCUGCGGAAUCUACAGUAGCUCUCCAAUCAGCUAAACAGACUCAAUAACUCCACGGCGACAUCUUGGUGAAUUUGCUGAGGAAUUUGUGAAAUUGAAACACUACAAAAAUAAUGCCGUUUUGAGUUAAUAAUACUAACACAGACACUCGUAAACCUCUUAGUAUAUUAGCUCAUGCAAACGAGGCCAGCUUGAUAACAUUACGAUAGCACUGUCAGGUUCAAACACUGAUGACAUCUAUUAAUCAGACAAGAAGCAAGGAAUCAUGCAGAGACAGAGUUCAAUUUAGCUCAUGAGGAGACGCAUAUUUCGAGCUGUAUUCUAGUUGCAGACCCAAACUAUGUUCUAAAAGUCAAGCCUGCGCGCCUCCUCUAUUUAUUUGGAAAACCCUGUUACAUCACUUAAGCUGUCGCUGAGUGAAGAGGGUAAUCUCAACAACUCCAGUUAGACACAAUAUAUGAUUAUAGAAUAAAUAAAAAGUAGGUGACGCA